Molecule: messenger RNA, 1384 nt
Organism: Prosopis cineraria
Lineage: Eukaryota; Viridiplantae; Streptophyta; Magnoliopsida; Fabales; Fabaceae
Product: beta carbonic anhydrase 5, chloroplastic-like
Exons: 9
Coding region: 270-1202 (310 amino acids)
Biological process (GO): carbon utilization
Molecular function (GO): carbonate dehydratase activity; zinc ion binding
Source: RefSeq, a predicted model, not a curated record
CUUGGGUGUCAGGAGAAUUGGCGGUGAUUCUGAAGUCUUAACUGUCAACUUCGGAAAUAAUAGAUAAUUAAAUUGAUGUAUUCCGCCGCUUUUGCUCUCGUGCUUAAGCUUUGGUUUCUCCGCCUUUCUUGGAGACAUCACAUCCAUAUUUGCUGGACCAACCAACUUAACAUACCUUUUUUAAAUGCCUUCUUCCUUUCCAUGGCUGCUUCAUUCAAUUCUCACUUGACAUUGCUGCGAGAUAACUCGUCCGAUUUAGAGUUCUCUAAAUGGCAUUUCCAGCGUCAAUCUCCGUUUCACGGGAGCAUCUUGCUUCUUCGUCCAAUUCCUGUUCUGACCUUCAUGGGCUUGUGUCGAAUUCAUCGAAGAUCUUUGGUCGGAAAUUGAAGUCUGGGGAAAUGGAGAAACCCCGUUUGAGAUUGUUGUCGGAUUCAAGGAGCACUCGAAGUUUUUCUUUAAGGGCUUCUAUGGGGCCUUCAGGAUUGACUCAACAACUUGAAGACAAGAGGCUGACGACUGUAACUGAGGCUAAAAAUGGGCGUGAUAUGUUUAAUGAUAUCAAGGACAGGUUUUUGAGUUUUAAAAAGAAUAACUACUUGAAAAACAUUGAACAGUUCCAAAAUCUUGCCACGGGUCAGGCACCGAAGUUUAUGGUUAUUGCUUGUGCAGAUUCAAGGGUUUGCCCCUCUAAUAUUCUGGGAUUUCAACCAGGAGAAGCAUUCACGAUUCGUAAUGUUGCUAAUUUGGUACCUCCAUUUGAGAGUGGACCCUCUGAAACAAAUGCUGCGUUAGAAUUUGCUGUGAAUUCCCUUAAAGUUGAGAAUAUCAUAGUCAUUGGGCACAGCUGCUGUGGGGGAAUUCGUGCUCUUAUGAGUAUGCAAGAUGAUGCAAAUGCCAGCUUCAUCAAAAGCUGGGUUGUAGUUGGGAAGAACGCAAGAAUAAAAACCGAGGCUACUGCUUCUUCUCUCAACUUUGACCAGAAGUGCAGGCACUGUGAGAAGGAAUCAGUUAACAAUUCCCUAUCAAACCUUCUUACAUAUCCAUGGAUAGAAACAAAGGUGGCCACCGGAGAACUCUCUAUUCAUGGGGGUUACUACGACUUUACUGAGUGUACAUUUGAAAAGUGGACAUUGGAUUACAAGAAAACCAAAACCGAGGAAAGUGGCGGAGUCACAGUCAAAGAUAGAAUAUUCUGGAGUUGAGUUUUUACUUCUUUACCCCCAUUAAAGUGACUCUAUCUCUUCUCAGAAAUUUGUUGUACUAGACUACUAGCAGCCUAGUAGAACAUAAAAAUAAUAAGCUGAAUAACGACUUUCUGUACAAUAUAUUUUUGAAACAUUGCGAUUCAGUUGAUGUGAAGAAAUCUCUAUAAUGUUCUUCUACU